Messenger RNA from Eimeria tenella, 2019 nucleotides. RefSeq lists its product as uncharacterized. Gene Ontology annotation, molecular function: transcription cis-regulatory region binding. Gene Ontology annotation, cellular component: nucleus. The transcript has a single exon. Bases 1 to 2019 code for a protein of 672 amino acids. NCBI's taxonomy places the organism in Eukaryota, Apicomplexa, Conoidasida, Eucoccidiorida, Eimeriidae. The record is from RefSeq and is a predicted model, not a curated record. Gene Ontology annotation, biological process: regulation of transcription by RNA polymerase II.
AUGGACAGCGACGAGCGCAGCGAGAGGCGCCCGAGUCAGCGGAGCUCUCGCCGGCGCCGGCGGCAGCAGCAGCAGCAGCAGCAGCAGCAGGAAUCGCAGGAAGAGGAGCAGCAAGAGAUAUCAGAAGACGAAGACCUCCAGCUUGCGCUAGCUUUGUCCCUUUCGCUGCAGCAGCAGGAGCAGCAGCAGCAGCAGAAGAGCGAAGCAGCUUCCUGCGAAGCGUCCGACGUACCAAGCAGCAGCAGCAGCAGCAGUAGCAGCAGCAGCAGCAACAGCAGCAGCAGCAGCAGCAGCAGCCGCACUAACAACAGCAGCAGCAUCAUCGACGACAGCAACGAAAGGUCAGAAGACAAGGAGAAACUCCCGAACAAACAGCUCCACGAUCAGCAGCAGCAGGAGGGAUACCUGCAGCAGCAGCAGCAGCAGCCGCAGGACCAACAGGAAAAGCAGCAGCAGGAUCCUCAGCAGCAGCAACAAUGUCAGCAGCAGCAGCAGCAGCAAAAGCGGCGGCAGGCGCCUCAGCGCAGAAGACGCAGCCGCCCUCGCGUUACAAGAAGGCAGCAGCGAGCAGCAGCAGAGUGCAGCAGCAGCAGCAGCAGCAGCAGCGAUGGGAACAAGAAGCGCUUGCGGAUUCAUCUUGACAGCAGCAGAAGCAGCAGCAGAAGCAGCAGCAGGAGCAGCAGCUGCAGCAGGAAAGUCAGCUGCAGCAGCGCAGGAGAAGACUUGCAGCUCGCCAUAGGUUUGUCUCUCUCUGAACAAGUAGGCCCUAACGAGAGCAGCAGCAGCAGCAACAGCAGCAGCAGCAACAGCGGCAGCAGCAGUAGCAACAGCAACAGCAGCAGGAGCAGCAGCAGGCUGUGUGAUGGAGACACGAGGGGCAAGCACGAAGACAGUAAGGACGGCAGAAGCAGCAGCAUCAACUGCAGCAGCAGCAGCAGCAGCAGUAGCGAAGGCAGAGAGACACAAGCAGGCCGGAAAGCAGGUCCGAGACAGAACAGAAGGCGUGCUGCUGCUGCUACUGUUGCUGCUGACAGCGGCAGCAGCAGCAACUACAGCAACAGCAGCAGCAGCAGCAGCAGCAGCUGGAGCAGCGAAUCCGAAUCCGGAGAGCAGCGGCGCCGCCGCAGGAACAACGAGAGCCCCCACAGCAGCAGAGCAGCAGCAGCAACACGCAGAAAAGCAGCAGCAGCAGCAGCGGCAGCACCAGCAGCAGCAAAAGCAGCAGCACGGGGCAGCAGCAGCAGCAGCAAGAAAUCGCUGCUGGCAGAGCGGCGAGCUGCGCUCCGCGCUGAGCGGAAGCAGCGGCACCAGAGGACAGCAGCAGCAGCAGCAGCAGCAGCAGCAGCAUGGAGGGAGGAGAAGCUGCUGGCAGCAAGAGACUUCCUGUGGGAUGUGCUCACUGGAGUCGAGACAGUGGCUCCGCUGAAGCAGCAGCAGCAGCAGCUGCUGCAGCAGCAGCAGCAGCAGCUGCAGCAGGCGCUCAACAAGCUGCAAAGCGAUUUAACAGCAGAAGCAGGCGAAAUGCUGCAGCGGCAAGAGCAGCAGCAGCAGCAGCAGCAGCAGCAACAGGAGACAGCCGCAGCAGGCACGGCGCAACAGGCCGCUGCGCCAGCGCCAAGAAGCCCCACAGACACUAGCACUAGCAGCAGCGGCAGCAGCGGCAGCAGCAGCAGCAGCAGCGGCAGAAGCAGCAGCAGCGGCAGUAGCAGCAGCAGCAGCGGCAGCAGCAGCAGCAGCAAUGUGUUUCAUAACUACGUGACGCUGGAGCAGCUGCGCCAAGCCGCAGAAGCAGCAGCUGUGGACCUCAGUGAAAAAGAUCUUCUCGAAAUGAUUGCUGCUGCUGCUGCUGCUGCUGCUGGCGCUGCUGCUGGUGCGGCUGGAGCUAAUGCGGCAGCAGCAGCAGCAACAGCAGCAGAAGCAGCAGCAGCAGCCAAAAAGCAAUAUGUCACCUUUGCUGAAUUUGCUGCAGUUUUCAACCACGCAGGGCUCAGAGUAGAAAAGAAUGGACACGUUUGGUAG